Messenger RNA from Rubroshorea leprosula, 430 nucleotides. The record is from the annotation of a GenBank genome assembly. Lineage: Eukaryota; Viridiplantae; Streptophyta; Magnoliopsida; Malvales; Dipterocarpaceae.
ACAAAAUCCUAGCACAUAAUGGUCUGAGACACGAACAAAGAAACAGAGAUGGUCAAUGGCAAGAAGGUACUGCUGCAGUGAAUUGCUGCCAUUUGCAGCCAUGGUUGGAGCAGAAUGCUCCACCGUCGGCUUAAACAUUCUGUUCAAAGCAGCCACGCUGAGGGGAAUGAGCUACAACAUCUUCAACGCAUAUUCCUUUGCAAUUUCCACCCUUGUUCUAAUACCUUUCCUCUUCAUCUUUCCCAGCUCAGCAGUUCUUCCUUCAUUCAGGUUCCCUCUCAUUUCCAGAAUCUGCCUCCUUGCGUUUAUUGGGUCUUUUGGGCAGAUAUUGGGAUAUAAAGGCAUAGAGUAUAGCUCCCCAACACUUGCUUCUUCCAUCAGCAACCUCACGCCGGCUUUUACAUUCAUACUUGCCAUUAUUUUCAGGUUU